Microthlaspi erraticum is the source of this 1011-nucleotide messenger RNA. The record is from the annotation of a GenBank genome assembly. NCBI's taxonomy places the organism in Eukaryota, Viridiplantae, Streptophyta, Magnoliopsida, Brassicales, Brassicaceae.
AUGGAGACGGACAAUGGCAAGGGCUUGAUACUAGCUGUGGCGUCUAGUAUUUUCAUUGGUUCCAGCUUCAUUUUGAAGAAGAAAGGUCUCAAGCGAGCUGGCGCUAAUGGAACUCGAGCAGGGUAUGGAGGUUAUACAUACUUAUUAGAGCCUCUUUGGUGGGCGGGCAUGGUGACAAUGAUUGUUGGAGAAGCCGCCAACUUUGUGGCAUACAUUUAUGCACCAGCUGUACUCGUCACUCCUCUUGGUGCUUUAAGUAUAAUCAUCAGUGCUGUUUUAGCACAUUUCCUGUUGAAGGAAAAAAUCAAGAAAAUGGGGGUUCUGGGAUGUGUGUCUUGCAUCGUGGGGUCUGUUGUUAUUGUCAUUCACGCACCUCAGGAGCAGACUCCUAAUUCCGUUGAAGAAAUAUGGAUUCUCGCUACUCAGCCAGCUUUUCUAACCUACGUAGCCGUAACCAUGUCGAUUGUCCUUGCUUUAAUUCUGCACUUUGAACCUCUGUGCGGCCAAACAAACAUUCUGGUUUACAUUGGAAUCUGUUCGUUAAUGGGCGCUCUUACUGUAAUGAGCAUAAAGGCUAUUGGAAUUGCGAUAAAAUUAACAAUAGAGGGAGUAAGCCAGAUCGGGUAUCCACAGACCUGGCUUUUUUUCAUGGUUGCAGUGACCUGUGUUGUUACACAAUUGAUAUACCUGAACAAGGCGUUGGACACAUUCAAUGCAGCGAUUGUUUCUCCAGUGUACUAUGUAAUGUUCACAACCCUCACAAUUGUUGCCAGUGCAAUAAUGUUUAAGGACUGGUCUGGGCAAGACGCAGCCAGCGUAGCCUCAGAGAUUUGUGGAUUCAUCACAGUGCUCACAGGCACAAUGAUACUCCACGGCACCAAGGAAGAGGAACAACAACAACAAGCUUCUUCAGAAUUGAUAUUUGGGUCUGCAGAAAGAGUAAGAUGGUAUGAGUCAAGAAAGAGCACGAACGAAGAACAUCUGAUAAGUCUGUACAGUCCUGAAUACUAG